AUGAUGAACUCCAAGACCCUCGUCGCCGCACUGGCCUACCUCAGUGUCUCUGGCGUCUACGCUGGUCCUUGCAAGCCUGUUACUGCAUCUGCAGCCAUCUCUACCCAAGUCACCUCCGCCACAACAGAAGAGACCAGUGUUAUUGAUGUCUCAACCACCAUCACCGCAGCCGAUACCACCACUGGAAUCAGCGCUUCUACAACGGAUCUCAGCUCAGAGGAUUCUACGAUCGAGCUUACUACGACCACUACAGCUGCUGUAACUUCAGACGUUGCAACUACUACCACCGAAGCUGCCUCUACCACCACUGAGGCUGCAUCCAUUUGCCAGACACCCAUCGCCUGCAACAACCUUGGCUUCGACUGGGCGUACUAUUCCAACCCUGCUCAAAACACCGACACGACCUACUCCAGCUUCCACCCAUCAUCCUUCAAACGCGUCAACCCUUCUUUCGUCGGCACUACUCGCCAGAUCGGAGGUCUCUACAACAGUCCCGGUACCGAUCCUGUAGGCCCUAUCUAUGGCUCCUCAGACCUUGCCCUCGACUACUUCGCGCUGAACCACCACGCCUACAUAUAUGCUUGCGAAGCCGGUACAUACAAGUUCGAUAUCCCCUACGCCAACGACGGCGUGUAUCUCUGGGUCGGAGCGAAGGCGUACGCUGGUUGGACUGAUGGGAACGCCGAUGCCAAAGCGCUCUACAACCAGCCCGAUCACAUCGCCGGAAGUGCUAGCUUCACGAUAGACAUCCCUGCGGAUGUGUAUAUCCCUGUUCGAAUCGUUUAUGGUCAGGCGCAGUAUGGUGGAGGCUUCACAUUCACUAUUACUUCACCCAGCGGAAAGAUUCUUCUCGACAGCGGUGCUGCCUCGAGCCCUUUUAUCGUAAGGAACUCUUGUGAUGGUGUCUCGGCACCCCAAUAUCCCCAAUUUGGUCAAGAGAUUUAG
Fusarium sp. VM40 is the source of this 945-nucleotide messenger RNA. The record is from the annotation of a GenBank genome assembly. NCBI's taxonomy places the organism in Eukaryota, Fungi, Ascomycota, Sordariomycetes, Hypocreales, Nectriaceae.